GGCCCAAGCACAGACUUUUGCAUAAUGGCUUCUGCACGCGGCAGAAAUUGACGGUGAUAGCCAAUCACUUUCCUUUCUUAUGAAAAUUGAAAAGUGAUGUAUACUUCUAUUUUUUUUUUUUUAUUAGAUCUGUUAUAUCCAAAUAUGCAAUAUGUUAUUGGCAUUUUUCUAAAAUCAACAAUACUGUCUUUAUUUAUUAAAAUAUACUCUUUAUUUAUUAAGAUAUACAUUAAGAUGUACUCUUCUUAUUUUAUACUUAUAUAACAUUACAUAUUAUCUUUUGCAAUGUUAUAUAGCAUUUUAGUUCACAGUUUACACGGCAGACUCGCAUCGUAUUUUUACCAUAAAUUUAUGAGGUGUUUGAUCUUUUAUAUUAUAUAUAAAGGAUCUAAUAUUUGAUUGACCACGUGGAUCGGCAACGUAGACCAAGCGUCAUUCUCUUGAAACGAGAUGAAAAUUACAAAAGUGAAGAAAUUUAUUAACCUUUGACAUAUGAAGUUGCAGAUACUCUAAUGCGGAGUCUACAAUGUUACGACAUGACCGACCAAUCAGAGAAGAGAAUAUAUAGUUUUUUCUUCUCCGAUUGGUCUGUCGUAAUGACAUUACGAUCGCAUUGUAGAUUCCGCAUAAUGAAUUUUCUCACUUUUAUUUCCUCACUUUUUCAUUUCGUUUCAAAAUACACAGUCGAGAAAUUACACACCAUAUAAUAAUAAGAAGUAGAGAGGUGUGAUGCCAUUAAGGGCCAGUCUCAUCAACUCCAGUUAACGCUAUCGGCUAGUUAAUUUGGCCAGCAGAAUUGCCAAUAGCAGAAAAUCCAAAAUCGAUCUUGGUAAUCGUAAUCUAUUCAUGACAAAGAGAAAGAAUAUAGAGUGUGGAUUAAAGUAAUAAAGUAAGUAUUAUAUAAAUAUAUACUUUGAAAUACAAAUGUUUACAACAAGAAAUUAGGUUAGAAAUGACGAAGUUUUUAUUUUUGCAGUUGGCAGUUCUCAAAUUUAACCCGCUGUUUAACUUAACUAGGGUUGAUGAGACCGGCCCUAAGAGAGAAUAAGAAUAAGAAUUAAUGAAAAAAAGAGAAAUAAAUCUUAAAGUUAAACAAAUUAUGACACUAUAUCCUUCGAAGAUAUCCGAAAAAUUCAAUAAAUAAACUGUUUGAAAAAGUGCACAAUUGAGGAAAAAAAAAUUUGUUUUGUUUUAAAAAAAAAUUGUAAAUAAUGAUAAUAAAAUAGCACGUUUUUUGUUAGGGAUAUCAAUUGUGGAUAUUAAUUGUGAAACGAAGAAAUGGAUACAGAUAUUAUUUAUCUUAUUUUUUCAUAUUCGAAUAAAGUUUUUAUAUGGAAUGCUGAUGACUGGCUGAAACUUCGACAAGAUCAUCGAAUAAUUGGUGAAUUAAUAGGUUCGAUGUCAAAGUCAAUUGGACGAGGCAUACGAGGUCUCCCAUUGCUUUUGCUGCCAGAGGAAGUCACUCUAUUGCUUGAAAAGAAAAUCGCUUGCCUUGUAGAAUGUACAGCUCUGAAUAUUUCACCAGAUGAAUCACUACGUCAAAGAUUUCAGGAGUACAGAGAGAAAUUAUUUCAGGAGCAAGCAGAUUCCUUCAAAGAUAACAGAAAGAAACAAAUUAUUUCCAUAAUGGAUAAGAUUGUUGAAGGAAAGAAACGUAAAAUAUUAGGCUUACCCACAUGUAAAAAGAAAAUGAAGAAACCAUUAGAUAAAAACAUACAGGAAGCCUUAGAUAAUAUAGAAAUCAAUACUGAAAAAUUGCUUGAAGAAGAAUUAGCUAAAGUACCUGAAUUGACUAGAAAUGACAUGCUUAUUCAAGUACAUACAGCAUAUCCCUGGUCCAACAAAGAUAACAUAAAAUCAGUGGAAUGGAAAUAUCCACUUACUCCCGAACAACGAUUGAAAUACAAAGUGUUCAAGGAUCUUUGGGAGAGACAAUAUUAUAUCACAAGUGGAGAAAAUUAUGGCACUGAUUUUGUGGUAUAUCCAGGUGAUCCAAUGAUGUUUCAUUCGCAAUUUAUGAUACAAUGUGUAUGCAGAGAUGAAGAAAUACCUAUUUUAGACAUUGUAGCUAAGUGCAGAUUAAGUUGUCAUGUUCGAAAGACGCUGGUAUUUGCUACAUAUCACGAGGAAGAUGAUACAGUAAAAUAUCAGUCUUUUCAAUGGGCAGAUUGGAAUGCAUCAAAAAAUAGCUGACGUAAUAAGGAACUGUUCUAUAUAUAAAAAGUAUGUUAUGAUCCUCUUUCUUUCUAGACAUUUUUAUUUUUUAUAAACAUCUUCAUAUUUAAUAUGUAUCUAGUAAUAGUUUAUGUUGCAGAUUGCAAAAUUAAUUAUAUUUCAAUUUGGAAUCUUUUA
This is a messenger RNA of Pogonomyrmex barbatus (red harvester ant), 2352 nucleotides long. RefSeq names its product tRNA splicing endonuclease subunit 34 (gene Tsen34). Gene Ontology annotation, cellular component: tRNA-intron endonuclease complex. The record is from RefSeq and is a predicted model, not a curated record. Gene Ontology annotation, molecular function: tRNA-intron lyase activity; nucleic acid binding. Gene Ontology annotation, biological process: tRNA splicing, via endonucleolytic cleavage and ligation; tRNA-type intron splice site recognition and cleavage. NCBI's taxonomy places the organism in Eukaryota, Metazoa, Arthropoda, Insecta, Hymenoptera, Formicidae.